AAACGUUUUGAACCAGCCCGCCUCUUUUGCGUUCUAUUGCGCGGAGGAGGGCGGGGCGAGGAUCACGGCAAAAGAAAUAAUUGGCUGGAGCCCUCUGAAAGUCGGAGUAUAAUUGGCUAAGAGCAUAGGUGGAACGUCGGAGCAACGUAGAAUUAUUGGCGGAGACUCCCCUAAUGGAGAGAAAACCCCGCCCACCGACCGACGCAGGGAGGUAUUUAUGGCUGCGCGCGAAAGCACGAGCGGUUCAAGCCUGCGUGCGGGAGUUGCUGUUUGUGUGUUUUUGUCGGGAUUCAAUUUAAAAGCACACAGAUGAAUUCCAGGGUGAAACAGAAAUUGGAUGCUGAGGAGCCCAUUACUACAAAGCAGGCUUCUAGAAGUAACACCAACAGCACAUCACAGAGACAGACUCUGAAGAUGAUACAGCCAUCUAUUACAGGUUGCCUUGUUGGUCGAUCAAAUGAGGGAAAAUCUUCAAUCAAGAGGAAGAUUUGGAGCGAUCAGAUGACUUCAAAGGCAUCCAAACCUGAAACUGCUGUUGAAAAGGAACACAUAAACACAAGCGUUCUCCAGGCUUCUGAUCUCACAACAAAAGGUAAUCCUUCAUCUCAAUAUUGGAAGGAGGUGGCCGAGGAGCGGAGGAAAGCUCUUUAUGAAGUGUUGCAAGAAAAUGAAAAGCUGCAUAAAGAAAUCGAGCUGAAAGAUGGUGAAAUUUCCCGUUUAAAAGAGGAGAAUGAAGAGCUUGCAGAACUAGCAAACCAUGUACAGUAUAUGUCAGACAUGAUCGAGCGAUUAACUGGACAGGCUCCGGAAGACCUAGAAACACCGAAAAAUCUAGACUUGGAGGGAACUGCAUAUGAAGAAAACGACUCUACAGAGGAAGAUGUAGAGGAUGACACUAAAGGGCAGUGCUCACAGCUCUCCAGCAGCAUUACAGAGAGUAUUUUGGAUCUGCCCACAACUGGAAUAAAUCUGUGAAAAUAUAGAGCUUUGAGGAGGAAUAUGAGUUACCAGCUUUCAUUUUGGGGUAGGGAAAGGGUGAAAAUCUUUGAAAAUGGUAAAUAUUAGUUUAAGAUUCAGAACAUGAGUCUUGGCUAGUAAUGUAUAUCAUUGCAAGUAAGCGUCCUCUCAAACUUGUUAGGCUCUACCUUACCUCCUUGUGAUUAAAUAGAAAUACUAUGUAUUUCAGCUUGUAAAUAAUUUUUAUUCAUCUGAUAUGAGAUAUAUGUAACUGCCAAAUAAACAUAUUUUCAAAUUCUA
Molecule: messenger RNA, 1257 nt
Organism: Anolis carolinensis (green anole)
Lineage: Eukaryota; Metazoa; Chordata; Lepidosauria; Squamata; Anolidae
Gene: gmnn
Product: geminin DNA replication inhibitor
Exons: 7
Coding region: 310-975 (221 amino acids)
Biological process (GO): negative regulation of DNA replication; negative regulation of cell cycle
Cellular component (GO): nucleus
Source: RefSeq, a predicted model, not a curated record